Molecule: messenger RNA, 1518 nt
Organism: Micropterus dolomieu (smallmouth bass)
Lineage: Eukaryota; Metazoa; Chordata; Actinopteri; Centrarchiformes; Centrarchidae
Gene: dmrt2b
Product: doublesex and mab-3 related transcription factor 2b
Exons: 3
Coding region: 1-1338 (445 amino acids)
Biological process (GO): sex differentiation; regulation of transcription by RNA polymerase II
Cellular component (GO): nucleus
Molecular function (GO): DNA-binding transcription factor activity, RNA polymerase II-specific; RNA polymerase II cis-regulatory region sequence-specific DNA binding
Source: RefSeq, a predicted model, not a curated record
AUGUCCUCUCAGCUCAAAGGAGGCCUGCAGCUAGAGACCAGAGCAAAGCUUUCUGUACUAAAAUCCGAAGAAAUUGUUGACGUGACAAGUCCUGACGGAUGCGUUGGGCAGCACGGCUGCCACGCUGACGGAGGGGAGAAUAAAGUGACUCUGUCUCCAGUGCGCCAUCAGCAGAAACCACGCAAGAUGGCCCGUAGCCCCAAAUGCGCCCGCUGUCGAAACCACGGCGUCGUUUCGUGUUUGAAAGGCCACAAACGGUUCUGCCGCUGGAGGGACUGUCGCUGUGCCUGCUGCCUGCUGGUGGUGGAGCGGCAGCGCGUCAUGGCAGCGCAGGUCGCACUGAGGCGGCAGCAAACUGCGGAGGUGAGGAGAGCACAAGGACAGGGUAAGAGGGGGGUCAGGUGUGCAACUCCGUUGCGGAGAACGGCAUAUCAGCGCUACACCAGAGCAGCCGAGCCCAGCAUCCUGGCUAAGAGCCUCCUGCAGGGGAUCAAACCGGUGGAGCUGCUGGAGGACGACUCCUCCUGCUGGUCAAAGCAGACACAGCGUGACCAAACACACUUUAUGUGUCCCCCCAUCAGUGCCCGGAUGAGAAAGAGGCGUGCCUUCGCAGACAAGGAGCUGGAGAACGUUAUGCUGGAGCGGGAGCUGAGACAGAGAGAGAUGCAGAGCGACAUUUCCUUCUCCUCCUCUGCCAUCGUCCCCAUGCUUCACCCUUCGCCCCUGCCCAUCUCCCCAAGCCUCCACUGCUGUCUUCUCAACAAAGACCCCACUGCUCCAGGGACGUCCAGUUAUGUGCCUUUGUAUAAAUAUAAGCCUUUUUAUGAGUGUGACUUCCAGUUCUAUCAGUUCUUCCACCUAAAGAGCAGGUCUUCCGCAGAAAGCGACUAUAAUGACAUCUUAUGUCAAAGCUCAGAGCAAACCAGGCAAGAUGAGGAGGUGCAGAAUAGCUGCAAAGGCUUGGAGAAGAAAGAUCAACCAGAGCUGAGACCACUACUAUCACAACAAAGACUCGACCAUCAUGGCAACGCCUUGUCAGGUCUAGACCAUGUCAAAUUCCUUUCAAAACCAACAGAAAUAAUGGAUUCAAAUGGCUCUCCAACCGUCACACACUCUAUUUUUGGAUCAGAUCAGAGUAUCCUGGGCAGGCCAGAUGUUAGUGCACCCAGCAGGACUUUUGAUCCCAGACCUCUGACAGCUAAGGGCUGGUGUGCAGGCACUCCUGCCGACCAGGCAGGUACUCAUUCCGACUCUGUCAAGAGCCCUCAUGGCAGCUCAGUCAGGACUCCCACUGUGAGGCCAUUACCUUUCUCUGUAGAGGCUCUGCUGAGGGCCUGACAGCAAAUGGAAAGCAGCAUACUGCACUUUGUUUGUGUGCGAACUAAGAAUUGAUGCUCAGUGAAUAAAUAUAAAAAUGGCUAGGUGUAUUACAGGUUUUGAAACACUUCUCUUGACAAGAGCUGGCUGCUAUAAAUUGGCAAUAGAAGAAAUAAUUAUGAAAUAAUUCCAGAACAUGUC